GGGGCUUGGCGUUCCGCCUUAAGCGGCCAAACGUCUCGGAUCGGGCCCGCGUGCUUCUCCGUAGUUUUCUCCACUCCAUUGGGCCAACAGCAGAGCUCUUCAAGCGAGCAAAGCCCAGCUCUUCGCUGUCCGAUCCGCGUCCCCUCCUCCGCGGCCUCCCCACCUGAACCUCCUCUUGGGAGAGGGAGGCGCGGCGGCCUGCAACGCCUCGACUCCAGCGCAGAGCGGCAGCGGCUCCUCCUCUUUCUCCCAGGCAGGGCUGCGGCAGAGGCGGUGCUUGCCAGUGGCCGGUCCGCUCGCCGCUCUGCCGCCGCCGGUUGAGGAGCUUCCUUGGGCCGAGCCGGGAGAAGGAGUCAUCCAUGAUAGCGACGUGUCGCUUUGGAGGCGCCGGGAGAUGCACUAGGCCGCGACGACGCCUUGGCGUUUUCCACGGCCCUUCCUGCUUCUACUGCUGCUGCAGGUACAAGUUAUGUUGCAGGGUGCACAUAUUUCUGCUACAAAAUGUGAGAUGACAAGAAAAUCAUGGGAGCAGUUUCAUGCAUAUACAGAUACUGAUAUAACUAUCCUGUCUCCUGGAAAUGAAAAACUUGGAAACAGUCAUGUAUGGUGCAGUUCUGCUAUAUUUUUAAUUAAUGGAACUGGAAGAGAUAUGAGGUCUGCCUUAUUGGGAGAUUCAUGGAGUUCUGUCAUUAAGUACUUAUCCAGUGGUGACUUUAUGCAAUGGCCUCAAGCCACCGGUCUUCACCAGUGCCUCAGUCAAAGAGCAAUGAUGCGUUCUUUAAAAAGGAAAUGGAUUCUGCCAAACGCUUUCGACCAGUGCAGUCGCUGCCGGAUGUAUGUCCCAAGGAACCCACAGGUGAUCGUAGUAGUUUAUGUGACAGCCCAUCUUUAGUUGCGGAUCAGCACAGAUGGACCAUCUAUCAUUCCAAAGUAAAUCUCCCAGCAGCACUAAAUGAUCCUCGAUUAACAAAAAGGGAAUCUGAUUUCUUUACAAAAACAUGGGGACAGGAUUUUGUGGACAUAGAAAUUGUGCCUUCACUCUACCUCCCACAGAUCAACAAGGAACAUUUUGCAGCAUACCAACAGGAAAUUGUUCAGAAAGAGAAGAUUCAUGAGAAAUGCAAGGCCAUUUGUCCUCCUAAAGAUAUUUUUGACAGGACACUGUUACAUACUCAUGAUAAAUCCAGGACAGAUCUGGAGCAAGUACCUAAGAUUUUUAUGAAACCAGAUUUUGCCUUGGAAGAUCCCUUAACAUUUAAUGCAGUAUUACCUUGGUCUCAUUUUAAUACUGCUGGAGGAAAAGGAAGUCGAGAUGCAGCUUCCUCAAGGUUGCUUCAGGAAAAGCUGAGCCACUAUCUGGAUAUUGUAGAAGUAAAUAUUGCUCAUCAGAUCUCUCUCCGCUCAGAAGCAUUUUUUCAUGCAAUGACCUCCCAGCAUGAACUGCAAGACUACCUCAGGAAAACCUCCCAAGCUGUAAAAAUGCUUCGAGAUAAAAUAGGCCAAAUUGAUAAAGUCAUGUGUGAAGGUUCUCUUAAAAUUUUAAGAUUAUCACUGACUAAAAAUAACUGUAUAAAAGCAUAUAAUAAGCUAAAGUUGAUGGCAACCGUGCACCAAACUCAACCUACUGUGCAGCUAUUGUUGUCCACUUCUGAAUUUGUUGGAGCAUUAGACUUAAUUGCAACAACACAGGAAGUAUUACAGCAGGAACUCCAGGGCAUUCAUAGUUUCCGACAUCUUGGAUCACAACUCUGUGAAUUAGAAAAACUCAUAGAUAAAAUGAUGAUUGCAGAAUUUUCUACCUAUGCGCACAGUGACUUAACUAGACCUUUGGAGGAGGAAUGUCACAUUCUAGAAGAGGAAAGACUUGUGUCACUAGUGUUUGGACUUCUAAAACAAAGGAAGCUGAAUUUUUUUGAAAUAUAUGGAGAUGAAAUUAUUAUUACAGCAAAGAAUAUAAUUAAGCAGUGUGUGGUUAAUACAGUAUCACAGAUAGAAGAAAUAGACACAGAAGUGGUUGUUAAACUUGCAGAUCAAAUGAGGAUGAUGAAUUUUCCACAGUGGUUUGAUUUGCUGAAGGAUGUUUUUUCAAAUUUUAUUAUCUUUCUCAAGAGAAUUAAGGCAACAAUAAAUGUCAUCAGAAAUGUUGUUCUCUUGGUUCUAGACAAGAACCAAAGGAGCAAGGAAUUGGGGGAUGCUUCUAUACAGAAGAAUGCUGUGAAGGAGAACACCAUAGACACAGAAGUGGCUUAUCUGACUCAUGAAGGCAUGUUCAUAAGUGAUGCCUUCAGUGAAGAUCUUCCAUCCAAGGAAGCUGAUUCUGUUUCACAGAGAAACCUUUCCCCAGACAGUGAGCCCAGCAGUAGUGACUCUGUUUCUGAGCCUGAAUGUACCACUGAUUCCUCAUCUAGCAAGGAACAUACUUCAUCCAGCAUUACACCAGGUGGAACUGACAUAAUGAUUAGUGAGGACAUAAAGCUGUCUGAAUUGGAACUGGGUAGAUUAGCAAAUAACAUCCAGGAACUUCUUUACAGUGCCUCUGAUAUUUGCCAUGAUCGUUCUGUCAAGUUCCUCAUGGCUAGAGCAAAGGAUGGGUUCCUGGAAAAAUUGAAUUCUGCAGAGUUUGUUGCCCUUUCACGACUGAUGGAAACUUUCAUCUUGGAUACAGAACAGAUCUGUGGCAGGAAGAGUAUGUCAUUGCGUGGUGCGCUUCAGAGUCAAGCUAACAGAUUUGUGAACAGAUUCCAUGAGGAAAGAAAGACUAAACUUAGCCUCCUGCUAGAUAAUGAGCGCUGGAAGCAAGCUGAUGUUCCUGCUGAGUUUCAAGAUCUUGUUGAUUCUAUAUCUGAUAGCAAAAUUGCUUUACCAGAAAAAAAAGCAGUAGCACCUGAGGAAAGAAAGCCAACUGACUUCCUUAUUGUUGAUGGACAAAAAUAUGCUGUAGUUGGGACGGUAUUGUUACUAAUUAAAAUCAUCCUUGAGUAUUGCCAGUGUGUGGAUAACGUCCCUUCCAUAGCUACUGAUAUGCUUACUCGCCUGUCUGAUUUACUGAAGUAUUUCAAUUCAAGAAGUUGUCAACUUGUUCUUGGAGCGGGUGCAUUGCAAGUGGUUGGCUUGAAAACAAUAACUACAAAAAAUUUAGCUCUCUCAUCACGCUGCCUGCAGCUGAUAGUACACUACAUUCCUGUUAUCAGAGCUCACUUUGAAGCUCUCCUGCAGCCGAAACAGUACAGCAUGCUUAGGCAUUUUGACCAUAUAACCAAGGAUUAUCAUGACCACAUAGCUGAAAUUUCGGCAAAGCUUGUAGCCAUAAUGGAUAGUUUGUUUGACAAGCUACUCUCCAAGUAUGAGGUAAAGGCCCCUGUUCCUUCCACCUGCUUCAGGAAUAUUUGUAAACAAAUGGCAAAGAUGCAUGAAGCAAUAUAUGACCUUCUUCCUGAAGAGCAAACACAGAUGUUGUUUUUAAGAAUUAAUGCAAGCUGCAAAUUUCACUUGAAGAGGCAGUUGGCUCACUUAAAUGUAGUCAAUGAUGGAGGACCUCAACAUGGAUUGGUUACAGCAGAUGUAGCGUUUUACACUGGAAACCUCCAAGCUUUGAAAGGGCUUCAAACCUUAGACUUAAACAUGGCUGAAAUAUGGGAACAGAAGAGGUGAUAAUCCAGUGAAAGAUGCCUCUUGGCAUGGAUAUUCUUCUUUGCAGAAGAUUACCUGGAACCUAGAAAAGGAGAGCCUCUGGAAAUACGAUGUGAAACUAACUACAGGAAUGACUUUGAGAGAGUCCCUUGGUAAAGAAAGAAGUGAUUGGUUCUUUGUGCAAUUUCUUCAUUCUUUCUGGAACCAGGCUCAGGUUUCUUUGGACCAAAUCCAAAAGAAUACAUAGCUGUAACACAGCUGUUGUUGGCUAGAGAGUGCUCUGUAUAUCUUUAUAUUAAAAAGAUGCUUUGCAUUUCCUCUAGUGCAAUGAAAUUCACAUGGUGUCUCACCGUUAUUUAAUGAUGGUAGUUUGAAAAUUCUUGCUGUUGAAUUCUAGAAAAUGUUUUCACUAUAAAACUAUACAGUUAAAUUAUUUUUUUACAGAUGUUUCUAUAAAGUCUUGAUUACCUACAUAGAUUUGAAUUUAUUAGGGUGCAUUCAUGUUCCAAAGUAUUUCUUGCAAUUUUUCCUCAUAUUGCCACCAGAGGACAAUAUUUUAAAUAACUUUCCAAUCUUGAAAUAGAAGCUGGAGAAUUUGCCUUUGUUUCUUAUAAUGGCAAGCUAGCAAGACGGUUAGAGCUGCUUUGGUUAUGAUGACCUAGGGUGUGUAAUUUUAACUUUUGAGUACUUAUAAGAACCUUUUCCAUGGAUUAUAAAUCUGCCAGUUUCCAUAUAAUCCUUGCCUCCCAUUUUCUCACACCUGCCCAUCCAGGUAAAGAUGUUUUAAAAGGUAAAUGUGUAGUCAGACCUACACUCACAAUAUCAGCAGUAGAUGACGUAUGACUAACUUAUGCUACCUUACAGGCUGGUACCUGCCUGUAUUAAGUAAUGAAGUGCCUGCGUAUUUCACUUCACAACAUUUUUACCUAAACCCAGUGAGUGCCUACUCUCGUGAUGAUUAUGUUCAAUGAUACAGUCUGUGUUUUGUGUGCCUAUACUUUCUUCAAACGGGCAUGCCUAUUCUGUUAACGUUAGCAGAAGUCAUUGUCAAUCAAAAUAAAGCUGUAAAAAUAA
Molecule: messenger RNA, 4704 nt
Organism: Varanus komodoensis (Komodo dragon)
Lineage: Eukaryota; Metazoa; Chordata; Lepidosauria; Squamata; Varanidae
Gene: VPS54
Product: VPS54 subunit of GARP complex
Exons: 25
Coding region: 721-3651 (976 amino acids)
Biological process (GO): Golgi to vacuole transport; retrograde transport, endosome to Golgi
Cellular component (GO): GARP complex
Molecular function (GO): syntaxin binding
Source: RefSeq, a predicted model, not a curated record